AGUCCUUCUUUGCAGAGCUGAAGGUUAGUUCAGCUUUGAAGUACUGUUCUGAGUGCGAAGACUUGUAUGAGAACAUCAACCUUUGAAGAUGGCAGGAUCCGUGGUCCUUUUUUCCGGCCUAUGCAUUGCGAUCCAAAUUUUCUCAGGAUUUGCUGACAAGCUGUUUUUGAGCAUCGAUUGCGGAGAACCGACGGGUACGCGCACGGACAAACUGGGCAUCAAAUGGGUCGGCGACGGCGACUAUAUUAGCACAGGAAAAACAGCGGAAGUCCAGGUUAGCAAUUCAUACUACCAAGAAGACACGACGCUCCGUUACUUUCCCUACCAAAAGAAGAGCUGCUACGUGAUACCAGGCGUGGCGAGGGGAAGGAAGCACAUGGUAAGGGCAUCCUUCUUCUAUGGCAACUACGACGGGAAGUCAUCGCCACCAUCCUUCCGUCUUCAAUUCGAUGGGAACCGUUGGGCGGAUGUAAACACUUCAUCCAGCGAAUCCAAGUAUUGGGAAGUGAUUUAUGCGCCCAAGAGAGACAACAUCAGCAUCUGUGUUGCUCAGACGUCGCUCAACCAGACACCCUUCAUCUCUGCUCUCGAAGUUAAGGAAUUUGAGCGGGGAAUGUAUGAAACGGAGGACACGGACGAUGUCCUCCGUCGUUGGCAGAGGGUAGCCUUUGGAGCGAAGGGCUUCGUCAGGUAUCCUGAUGACCCUUAUGAUCGUUAUUGGCAUCCAAGUGGUGAGUUCGACGGCGUAGUGACUGUGGCGAGAGAUAACAUGAGCUUCAUCAAAAACUUCACGGAUGUUCCGGGACUGGCAUUAGCCCACGCCAUAACAGCAGCGUCGGGCAAUGCGACGACUCUGACAGUCCCAUCGUCGGAGACGGAUUUGGAAGAUGCUACAUAUUACUAUAAUUUCUAUUUCUCCGAAGUGUUAGAGGCAGCUUACCAAAAUAAGAGCAGGUCUUUCGAUUUCCUUGUUGAUGGCCAAAAGCUUAACACCAACGGUUCUAUAAUCCCACCUUAUCAGUCAGAUGAGUGGACUCUCUACAAUCACGUCGGUCGGAGCCUAACUGCUGGAUCAAACAUUUCCUUGGUCAACACACCAGAUGCCUCCCUUCCUCCAAUCCUCAAUGCCAUGGAACUUUUUAAAUUGAUCAAGAGUGGACUUACAAAUGGAACCAACGAAAAUGAUGUGAAGGCAUUGGAGGUGUUGCAGGGUCCGUAUCAACAACUUCAGUCUUGGGCAGGUGAUCCAUGUCUUCCUCUAGGAUUCACUUGGGACUGGCUCAACUGCAACAUGGACGAUCUACCACGAGUGACUGAACUGCACCUUAAUAGUUCAGGCUUGCACGGCAUCCUUCCAGACUUCAGCGGCCUGACUGCGCUUCAGAUAAUUGAAUUGAGUAACAACAGCUUGAGUGGACAGAUCCCAGAGUUCUUGGGAACAUUUCCUCACUUGAAAGAGCUGUGA
This is a messenger RNA of Nymphaea colorata (pocket water lily), 1465 nucleotides long. Its product is annotated as probable LRR receptor-like serine/threonine-protein kinase At1g05700. NCBI's taxonomy places the organism in Eukaryota, Viridiplantae, Streptophyta, Magnoliopsida, Nymphaeales, Nymphaeaceae. The coding region runs from base 89 to 1465 and encodes 458 amino acids. The record is from RefSeq and is a predicted model, not a curated record. The transcript has 6 exons.